CGCCCGCCGGUAGCCAUGGUGCAGCGGGCCGAGAGCUGGGCGCUGCCCAGCCCGCGGGCUGAGGACGCCCCGGGGAGCCCGGCGGAGCGGGGCGACGGGGCCGCCGAGCGCGCCCCGGCCGCGGCCGAGCCGGCCCUGGAGGCCGCCGGGCAGCGGCGGCCCAACCGGCGGCUGGAGCGCACGGUGGCCGCGCUGGUGCAGUUCCUGCUGCUCAAGGGCGGGCGGCAGAGCCCCAUCUCGCGAGCCGAGAUGCUGCGCGUGGUGCGCGGGGACCUGGAGCCCGCGUUCGACGACAUCCUGGCCCGGGCCGCCACCAAGCUGCGCCGCGACUUCGGCUUCGACCUGCAGCUGCUGGACCUCGAGCAGCGCACGUACGCGCUGGUCAACAGCCCCCGGGCCGCGGGGGACCAGGACCAGGACCUGGGCGCCGGCAGCGCCAAGCUGGGGCUGCUCGUGGUCAUCCUCGGCCUCAUCUACAUGAAGGGCAACUGCGUCCGCGAGGCCCAGGUCUGGGAGCUGCUGGGCCGCCUGGGGGUGUGGCCCCUGAAGUACUACCAGCACUUCGGCUACCCCAAGAAGCUGCUCACCGAGGAGUUCGUGGCGCAGCAGUUCCUCAACUACCGGCAGGUGCCCUCCAGCAGCCCCCCGGAGUACGAGUUCACCUGGGGCCUGCGGAGCUGCCAGGACAUCAGCAAGAUGCAGGUCCUGAGCUUCGUGGCCAAGCUGCAGAAGAAGGAGCCGCAACACUGGCCGGCGCAGUACCGGGAGGCCCUGGCGGACGAAGCCUGCAGGGAGCGAGCCAGGGCCAGGGAGGAGGCCUUCUUCACGGCCAGGGCCCGGGCCGCGGCCAGGCACGCCACCCGCUUGUAGCGCGGUGGGCGCUGAAGUCGCCCGCCAGGGUGCCAGGCCACUGCCUCGGACUCGGCCCAGCGGCGGGAGGGGGGGAGGGGGGAGGGGAGAGUGAGGAUUCUGUCGCAGUUGUGACCGUGUCACCAGCGUGCCGCUUUUGUAUCUUGCUGCGUUGUAUUUGAUACAUUGUAAAGUCGUUUAUACGCGAGAUGGGGCUACUUUUGCAGGGGGGGUUUGUUGGCCGUCUUGGGGGCUGUUUUGUAAACCGGGUUGGAAAGCGUGGCCGUUUCUUCUGUAAUCCUGAAGAUGUGUGCUGCGUUGUGAUGCUGUGCUUGGCGGACGCCAGGAGGGGGUGGGGGUGGGGAAUAGUUGAUUGUCUGCCUUUCCAGCACUGUUUUUGGUACCGCAUAAAGAAUAAAAACUGACAUGUAGCUAUAUUUGCUUAGCUAUAGAGUAUAUAAGAGAAAAAAAAACAGUAUACCUUGAUGCACUUAAUAAAUUGUUUGUUGAGCAGCUUUA
Molecule: messenger RNA, 1368 nt
Organism: Sorex fumeus (smoky shrew)
Lineage: Eukaryota; Metazoa; Chordata; Mammalia; Eulipotyphla; Soricidae
Gene: MAGEF1
Product: MAGE family member F1
Exons: 1
Coding region: 16-870 (284 amino acids)
Biological process (GO): negative regulation of transcription by RNA polymerase II
Cellular component (GO): nucleus
Source: RefSeq, a predicted model, not a curated record